This is a messenger RNA of Elaeis guineensis (African oil palm), 2379 nucleotides long. RefSeq lists its product as uncharacterized. The record is from RefSeq and is a predicted model, not a curated record. Gene Ontology annotation, cellular component: cell periphery; cytosol. Gene Ontology annotation, biological process: protein K48-linked deubiquitination. Gene Ontology annotation, molecular function: K48-linked deubiquitinase activity; cysteine-type deubiquitinase activity; cysteine-type carboxypeptidase activity. NCBI's taxonomy places the organism in Eukaryota, Viridiplantae, Streptophyta, Magnoliopsida, Arecales, Arecaceae.
AAAUAUCCCUUCGUCCGCGCGGUUGCGGAGAGAAACGAGAAAAGACCCCGAAAAAGGCGAGAAGGGUUUGGGUUUUCUUGCCGUCAAUCCCAUCUCCCCUCCCUUAUCUCGAUCUAUUAUUCUUCACUCUUAUCUCCUCUCUCACGCUCUGAUCGGAGGGAUUGGAGGUCGAUCAUGGCGACGGAAGAGCGGAGGAAGGAGGCGGAGGCGGAGGCGGAGGUCGUCUACAAGACGAAGGUCAUCCAGUUCCUCGGCCGCUCCACCCCCAUCAUCCUCCAGAACGACAACGGUCCCUGCCCUCUCCUGGCCAUCUGUAAUGUUCUGCUGCUAAGGAAUAACCUUAAUCUGAGUUUGGAUGUGUCGGAGGUCUCGUUGCAGAAGCUGCUUUCUCUCGUUGCAGAAAGGCUGAUUGAUUCCAACAGCAAUGUUCAGGACAAGGAUGAUGGGUAUGUUAGCAACCAGCAACAGAACAUAUCGGAUGCCAUCGACCUGCUGCCUCGUCUUGCUACUGGAAUUGAUGUUAAUGUGCAUUUCAGGAAGAUAAAUGAUUUUGAGUUCACGCGGGAGUGUGCCAUAUUUGAUCUCCUUGAUAUUGGUUUGUACCAUGGGUGGAUAGUUGAUCCUCAGGAUACUGAUACUGCAGCGGCAAUUGGGUCUAAGUCUUAUAAUACACUUGUUGCUGAGCUUGUUGCCUUCGAAGCAAGGAAAUCUGAGAGAGAAAAUAAGAUUAUGCAAGAAGAAGACUCUGUUGAUUUUGCUGCUGCAACAACUGCAACAUUAGGAGUUCCAUCGCCAUGCCUUUCAAGAGGUAGAUCAUUUGACGAAUAUCCAGUCUCAACAUCUGUUGAGCAACGAAGAGGGAGAGGUGACAUGGAAGAAGAAGAAGAGCUGAUGAGAGCCUUGAACCUCUCUAGAGCUGAAAUGUCCAAUCCAGUUAAUGUUUCCAUGUCCCCUGAUGCUGAUUGUAGUAAUCCAUCUAAACUGGAGGAAAGCGCACAUCAGUGUUCUGGAUUUGGAACUCAUGUUGAUUCUUUGGGGGUACAAAAUGGAGCUGAAUCUGAAAAGUUGUAUCAGUCAGACUUGUUUGCACCACAAGAAUCCAAUGCAUCCAGUAAUUGGAAGGAUGAUGCCACGGCAGAGGAUGGGUCCUUGAUUCCCAGGGCUAGUUCUGGAAAUAAUGCUGGCCAGUCAAUCUCUGAAGGAUCCAUGAAACUUUUAAUAUCUGGUGAUUCAAAGAAGACUGUAAGGACUGAUAUUUUAAUGCAAAAUGUGGAUCCACCUCUGCUAUCUACUGAAGAAGAUGGUUCUGAUAGGUGCUGCACUAACAAAGACCUAAUGAUUGCUUCAGGAGAGGAUCAACAGAGGCAUGAUAAGCACACUGAUAAUCUGAUUGAUCGCGACUCUGCAGUUUCUUCCGGUCCAAUCGCCCAUUGUUCUGAUUUCCUUUCCUCAAAUGGAAGAGAAGAGCUUUCUGAUGUUUCUGAGGCUGUCAGUUCAAGCUUUGAAGGGAGUGAGCCCAUAUAUGAAGGAGAAGAACGCAUUCUUGAAUCUGCAUUUACGACACAUGAAAACCGAGAGCCAGUCUAUGAAGGUGAGGCAAUUCUGGCUGAGCAGGCUGACAAAAUGGAGGAGGAUGACAGCCCUAAAAAUUUGGAAGAUGAGGUCACUCAGCACCAAUGGCAACUGAUAAAAAACUUUUUGGAAAAUAAUGCAAGCCAAUUGACCAUCUAUGGCCUAUUUUGCUUGCAAGAGGGGCUUAAAGAAAGAGAACUAUGUGUCUUUUUCCGUAAUAAUCAUUUCAGCUCUAUGUUUAAGUUCAAUGGUGAACUCUAUCUCUUGGCUACUGAUCAAGGUUAUAUUAACCAACCUGAUUUGGUGUGGGAAAAGUUAAAUGAGGUAAAUGGAGAUACUGUUUUCAUGACUGGCAACUUCACGGUAUUUAAGGCCGAAAAUCAAAUCAGUGACUUGUGGAAUGAACAGAACGCCAUGACCAGUACUGCUGAUUAUCUAGCUUCUCUUGAAAGUUCAUCUCCAUCCAGUUCAACUCUAAAUUCUGACCUGCAACUGGCGAUUGCACUUCAACAACAGGAGUUUGAACAACAGCCCCCAUGCCAGCAACAACAGCAUCCACAACAGCCACCUGUUAGUGGUCGUUCAAGGCUUGUCACAGGUCCUCAGGCACCCAGGAACCCCGCUCCUUCACAAAAGAGCGAAUCAAAAGCAAAGGAUAAGUGCGUUGUGAUGUGAGAAACACAUACAUUGUAAAUGAUUGUGUACACCGGUCAAAUGUAUUACAAACUUCAAGUUUCAGUUUGUGUAAAUAAGUCAUUACAGAAAUUGUUUCUAAUAAGGGUCCAAAUCUAUAUGCCAUUUUACAUG